Messenger RNA from Cladophialophora carrionii CBS 160.54, 765 nucleotides. RefSeq lists its product as uncharacterized. The transcript is spliced from 2 exons. The record is from RefSeq and is a predicted model, not a curated record. Lineage: Eukaryota; Fungi; Ascomycota; Eurotiomycetes; Chaetothyriales; Herpotrichiellaceae. Bases 1 to 765 code for a protein of 254 amino acids.
AUGACCGACUCUGGAGCAGGAAUUGGACAGGAAUGUGCUCAGCAAUUUGCAUUGCAUGGAUGUCGAAAGCUGUUUCUCGUUGAUAUCUCCCUCUCUGGCCUACAGCAGACGAGGGAGAUGCUCGAAAAGGACCAACCACUCGCCCAAGUAGAGCUGUACCAAGGUAAUGUCGCCGAGGAAAGCUCUGUGAAGCGAAUGGUUUCACAGUGUGUCGAACUCUACGGCCGGCUCGACGUAGCGUGCAACAACGCUGGCAUCAGUGGUGGGAGCGCGAGGACGAGCGAUUUGGCCGUCGAGGAUUUUGACCGGCUUUGCUCCGUCAACCAGCUAGGGGUCUUUCUGUGCGAAAAAUACGAGCUCCGUCAGAUGCUGCAGCAAGAUCGAUCCGUCGGCGACCAACGGGGAGCAAUCAUCAACGUCUCCUCCAUCGCCGGCAACUGUAUCAUACCUACCGCGCCUGCAUAUGCCGCCUCAAAGCACGCCGUGGUUGCCCUCAGUCGCUGUGACGCUCUCAAGUAUGCCCAGGACGGGAUCAGGGUCAACUGCGUGUCGCCAAGUGCAGUUUGGACCCCGAUGGUCUCGGACGCCGGCCUUCCGCAGGAGUUCAUUGACAUGGGCGCCGCACAGUCACCGGUGAAGCGUUAUCUGCAGCCUCUCGAAGUGGCGGAAGCAAUCCUCUUCAUAGCGAGUCCCAAAGCUACGGCCAUUAUAGGUGCCAACCUGCCAGUUGACUGUGGCACGCAGCUUCUACGAAGCUUCUACUGA